GGCAGGACGGGGCCCAAGGCGCGGCGCGAAUUGUGACGCAGGCGUCUGGCGUGCUCCGUGCGCAAGCGCCUUCGGCGGAGAUUAGGUGGUUUCCGGUUCCGCCGUCCUCUUUUUCUUCAUCGAGGCGGCUGAGCUGGUUGGUGGCGGCGGUCGUGCGGCAGACGCAAACAUGCAGAUCUUUGUGAAGACCCUCACGGGCAAAACCAUCACCCUUGAGGUCGAGCCCAGUGACACCAUUGAGAAUGUCAAAGCCAAAAUUCAAGACAAGGAGGGUAUCCCACCUGACCAGCAGCGUCUGAUAUUUGCCGGCAAACAGCUGGAAGAUGGCCGCACUCUCUCAGACUACAACAUCCAGAAAGAUGGAGUCUCGCUCUGUCACCCAGGCUGGAGGGCAAUGGCCGGAUCUCAGCUCACUGCAAGCUCCGCCUCUCAGAGUCCACCCUGCACCUGGUGUUGCGCCUGCGAGGUGGCAUUAUUGAGCCUUCCCUCCGCCAGCUUGCCCAGAAAUACAACUGUGACAAGAUGAUCUGCCGCAAGUGCUAUGCUCGCCUUCACCCUCGUGCUGUCAACUGCCGCAAGAAGAAGUGUGGCCACACCAACAACCUGCGCCCCAAGAAGAAGGUCAAAUAAGGCUCUUCUUUCCUUGAAGGGCAACCUCCUGCCCAGGCCCUGUGGCCUGGAGCCUCAAUAAAGUGUCCCUUUUGUUGACUGGAGCAGCAA
Molecule: messenger RNA, 720 nt
Organism: Rhinopithecus roxellana (golden snub-nosed monkey)
Lineage: Eukaryota; Metazoa; Chordata; Mammalia; Primates; Cercopithecidae
Gene: UBA52
Product: ubiquitin A-52 residue ribosomal protein fusion product 1
Exons: 6
Coding region: 170-526 (118 amino acids)
Biological process (GO): protein ubiquitination; modification-dependent protein catabolic process; translation
Cellular component (GO): ribosome; nucleus; cytoplasm
Molecular function (GO): protein tag activity; structural constituent of ribosome; ubiquitin protein ligase binding
Source: RefSeq, a predicted model, not a curated record